GCGAAGUGAUACUAUAUUCUGUUGAUGGAGCACCAAACAUCACCAUGGCUGGAAUUGUCAUAUAAUUUGCAGUAAGAGAGAACAAGUAGUGUGCUGGGCCAGAGAGACGCUACUGGGAGUGCCACUGAGAGCCAGAGGCGACUGAGUUAGACUUUGUGUGCCGUGUGAGCAGUACGCUGAGUAAAAGUGGUGUAUUCAACGACGGAGUGUGGUUGUUUGUGUGCUGAGGGAACCCCCGUCUGUAGCUCGACGUGCUACACUGGCGCCCAACGUGGGGCCAGCACACAGCAAUGUCUGAUCCACAACCGCCUAUACAGCGGCCUCCACAGCAGCCGACUCCACAGCCGACUCUGCAGCCGACACCGCAGCCGCUUAUGGAGCAGCCCUCACAGCUGGUCUCACUGCUGGGGGAGAUGCUGGGGCAGAUCACAGCAGUACACAGCAAGCAGACGGCGAUUAACAGGCGGCAUCUGGAGGCACUCCAGAACCAGGCGGGGAAGCAGAACCAGCUGCUCGAGGGGCUGCUGGCCCGGUCGGGGGCUCAGGUACCAUCUCCUCCACCCUCCUCCUUCUCCGGUAUCACCAUGCACCGGAUGACAGCGGCAGUUGACCCCCAAACCUUCCUCGAAAUGUUCGAGGCCACGGCGGAGGCAGGUGGCUGGCCGGCGGUGGAGUGGGCCGUGCGCCUACUUCCCCUGCUGUCAGGGGAGUCCCAGACUGCAGCGCUUGGCCUGCCAGCUUCUUCUCGGGGGGAGUUCCGAAACAUCAAAAGAGCCAUCCUGGACAGGAUGGGUUUUUCCCCUGAGGAUCACCGCCGCCGGUUCCGGUCCGCCACCUUGGGACCCUCCGCCUGUCCUUUUGUCUAUGCGCAGCAGCUGAAGGACGCUGCCACCAGGUGGCUGCAGCCGGGGGGAUCCGUCGGAGAGAGGCAGAUGCUGGAGCAGGUGGUGUUGGAACAGUUUGUGGAGGGGCUCCCGACCAGGACCGCGGAGUGGGUGCGGUGCCACCGUCCGGUGGAUUUGGAGGCCGCUAUCACCCUCGCAGAGGAUCACCUGGCCGUCCACAGUGGGGACCGAGCUCCGGAGAGGCGGCCCUCUGCACCCACCCGACCCGUGCCCGCGCCUCGCAGAAGACCCCCACUUACCGCCCGUCUGGAAACUGUUGCCCGGCCUCUCCCUCCGCCGCGCACUAACCAACCCUCUGCUCUCUCUCCUCCCCAGGGUCCAGCCGCUACGGGUGCCGCUCUCGACCCACAGAGGGUUCCUCAGGCAUCAGGGAAGGAGUGUUGGCGGUGCGGGAGUGCCCUCUCAUCGAGGUCGGUCAGGUGAUCCGGGUUGCCGGCCCACCAACACCCUCCCCCGGUCCAGGAGGGACAUACAGCGUCCCGUAGUGUGCUGGGCCAGAGAGACGCUACCGGGAGUGCCACUGAGAGCCAGAGGCGACUGAGCUAGACUUUGUGUGCCAUGUGAGCAGUACGCUGAAUAAAAGUGGUGUAUUCAAAGACA
Molecule: messenger RNA, 1505 nt
Organism: Dicentrarchus labrax (European seabass)
Lineage: Eukaryota; Metazoa; Chordata; Actinopteri; Moronidae
Exons: 4
Coding region: 291-1328 (345 amino acids)
Source: RefSeq, a predicted model, not a curated record